AUGGAUAAUUUCAAGGUCAUGGAUAACGUUGGUCUCUUGCUCAUCCUUUUCUUAUGCAGUGCCCACACAACUCAAUCUCUGAAUGGAGAACAAGUGCUUGAGCUUCAUGAUAUUGGACUGCCCGGAAGGUCAAAUAUUCAUUUUGGCCCAAAGUACACGGUUCACAUAAUCGAUGUUUUGACUAACGGGGACCUCACGUUCCAUUGCAAAUCUAAAGACACUGAUCUUGGGAAGAUUAACGCUACAUCGGGUGAGGAUUAUCAUUUUAGUUUUUAUGAAAAUAUUUUUGGAAGAACACUUUUCUUUUGUGGUUUCGCCCAUAAUCAACAGAGACAAAGUUUCGAUGUUUUUGAUGGAGCUCUAAAAAUGAGAUGUGUAGACUGUUAUUGGCGGGUGAGAGAUGAUGGAUUUUAUUUUAGUGAUGAUGGUAUAUCUUAUCUGAAGCAAUACAGUUGGAUUGGAUAA
Messenger RNA from Thlaspi arvense, 465 nucleotides. The record is from the annotation of a GenBank genome assembly. Lineage: Eukaryota; Viridiplantae; Streptophyta; Magnoliopsida; Brassicales; Brassicaceae.